CGCUGUCCAGCGUGGAGCGCUUCGACCCUCAUCUGAACAAAUGGACAGAUGUGCGAGAGAUGGGGCAGCGGCGCGCUGGAAACGGUGUCAGCGAACUCAACGGAUGCCUCUACGUUGUUGGCGGGUUUGAUGAUAAUUCUCCGCUGAGCUCAGUGGAGCGCUUCGACCCCAGGACCAAUCACUGGGAGUAUGUGGCGGAGUUGACCACGCCCAGGGGCGGAGUCGGAGUUGCCACGGUGAUGGGGCGUGUCUUUGCAGUGGGGGGGCACAAUGGAAACAUCUACCUGAAUACGGUGGAGGCCUUCGAGCCCCGGAUGAACAGGUGAGAUGUAA
This is a messenger RNA of Sinocyclocheilus anshuiensis, 333 nucleotides long. Its product is annotated as kelch-like protein 8. Gene Ontology annotation, molecular function: protein binding. Lineage: Eukaryota; Metazoa; Chordata; Actinopteri; Cypriniformes; Cyprinidae. The transcript is spliced from 2 exons. The record is from RefSeq and is a predicted model, not a curated record. Bases 60 to 326 code for a protein of 88 amino acids.